Molecule: messenger RNA, 606 nt
Organism: Prunus persica (peach)
Lineage: Eukaryota; Viridiplantae; Streptophyta; Magnoliopsida; Rosales; Rosaceae
Product: RING-H2 finger protein ATL38
Exons: 1
Coding region: 1-606 (201 amino acids)
Biological process (GO): protein ubiquitination
Source: RefSeq, a predicted model, not a curated record
AUGCUCGAGACACAGCAUCUGAAACCUCCAACUUCCAAGCCACCUAGCAAUCAACGCCAUUUUAACUUGUGCACCAAGACGCCUCCUCCUUCAUCUAAAACCCCCGGAUCAUCUCUCUCUUUCUCCACCAUGGACGGAUUAGGGGGACCGCUUGACGUUAAGAUGAUAGUUCUCAUAGGCAUUUUGGCCCUUGCAGUUGCAAUCAUCGUUAUUGUAACACAUGCAUGCCUUGCCGAUGAUGACGACGAGAUUCAUAUCAAUCGAUAUCGCAACAGGCCCCGGAGAACAAGAACACGAACAACAACAGAAACUAGAGCAACCACAACUACAAUAAGCAAUAGUUCUUCAUCUGCACAUCAUCAGUUGAUCCCAACUGUCGAAGAAAUCAAAGAUGGGAUUUGUGCUGUGUGCUUGUGCGAGUUCAAAGAUGGUGAGGCAAUUCGUGUGCUGCCCGAAUGCAUGCACUUGUUUCAUGCCGAGUGCAUCGACAUGUGGUUGAGCUCUCACUCUAAUUGCCCACUUUGUCGCACAGAUAUUGAACCUCCUCCUCAACAUGUCGUUCUGUCGAUGCCAAGUUUCAGUGAGGGAGGCCUUGGGAGCACUUGA